Molecule: messenger RNA, 408 nt
Organism: Myodes glareolus (Bank vole)
Lineage: Eukaryota; Metazoa; Chordata; Mammalia; Rodentia; Cricetidae
Source: RefSeq, a predicted model, not a curated record
AUGGUCAACCCCACCGUGUUCUUCCAAGUCUCCACUGAUGGUGAGCCCUUAGGCUGUAUCUUCUUCAAGCUGUUUGCAGACAGAGUUCCAAAGGCAGCAGAAGACUUCCAUGCUCUGAGCACUGGAGAGAAAGGUUUUGGAUAUAAGGGUCCCUCCUUUCACAGGAUUAUUCCAGAAUUCAUGUGCCAGGGUGGUGACUUGCCAUGCCAUAAUGGCCCUGGUGGCAGAUCCAUCUACGGACAAAAAUUUGAGGAUGAGAACUUCAUCCUGAAGCAUACAGGUCCUGGCAUCUUGUCCAUGACAAAUGCUGGACCAAACACAAAUGGUUCCCAGUAUUUUAUCUGCACCGCCAAGAAUGAGGGGCUGGAUGGCAAACACGUGGUCUUUGGAAGACAAAAGAAGGCAUGA